Neogale vison (American mink) is the source of this 1664-nucleotide messenger RNA. It is a transcript of the gene TRUB1, whose product is annotated as TruB pseudouridine synthase family member 1. NCBI's taxonomy places the organism in Eukaryota, Metazoa, Chordata, Mammalia, Carnivora, Mustelidae. Gene Ontology annotation, molecular function: pseudouridine synthase activity; RNA binding. The transcript has 8 exons. The record is from RefSeq and is a predicted model, not a curated record. Gene Ontology annotation, biological process: tRNA modification; mRNA pseudouridine synthesis. The coding region runs from base 27 to 1079 and encodes 350 amino acids. Gene Ontology annotation, cellular component: mitochondrion.
ACACAACAGGUCUGGGCUACAAAAGCAUGGCAGCUGCUCAGGCGGCGGUGGUAUCGUCGUCGUCUUUGGAAACAGACAGAGCCCUGGUCCCUGAAACUGCAGGAACAGGCGCAGCCACGGCCGCCACCCCACCAGCGACGGCUGCAGCUGCGGCCGUUGCAGCCGCUGCCAGAACCGGAUCCGAAGCCAGGGUCUCCAAGGCCGCUUUGGCUACUAAGCUGCUGUCCCUGAGCGGCGUGUUCGCCGUGCACAAGCCCAAAGGGCCCACUUCAGCCGAGCUGCUGAAUCGGCUGAAGGAGAAGCUGCUAGCAGAAGCUGGAAUGCCUUCUCCAGAAUGGACCAAAAGGAAAAAGCAAACUUUGAAAAUUGGACAUGGAGGCACACUAGACAGUGCAGCCCGAGGAGUUCUGGUGGUUGGAAUUGGAAGGGGAACAAAAAUGUUGACCAGUAUGUUGUCAGGGUCCAAGAGGUAUAUUGCCAUUGGAGAACUGGGGAAAGCUACUGACACACUAGAUUCUACUGGGAAAGUAACAGAAGAAAAACCUUAUGAUAAAAUAACACAAGAAGAUAUUGAAGGCAUUCUACAGAAAUUUACUGGGAAUAUAAUGCAAGUACCUCCCCUCUAUUCUGCAUUAAAGAAAGAUGGACAGAGACUUUCAACCUUAAUGAAGAGAGGCGAAGUAGUAGAAGCAAAACCCGCCAGGCCUGUUACCGUAUACAGUCUCUCCCUUCAAAAAUUCCAGCCACCAUUUUUCACAUUAGAUGUUGAAUGUGGAGGAGGUUUUUAUAUCAGAAGCUUGGUCAGUGACAUUGGCAAAGAACUCUCUUCCUGUGCCAAUGUCCUAGAGCUGACCCGAACCAAACAGGGACCAUUUACACUAGAAGAGCAUGCCCUUCCCGAAGACAAAUGGACGAUUGAUGACAUUGCACAGUCUCUGGAACAUUGCUCAUCACUUCUCCCAGCAGAGCUGGCACUUAAGAAAUCAAAACCUGAGGAGUCUAAUGAACAAGUUUUGAGCUGUGAAUAUAUAACUCUGAGUGAGACAAAGGGAGAAGAUGAUGUAAUUAAGACAUCUUAAGAUUGGUUUGGGAUUGUCAUCAUUUCUUGGUUGACAUUUGAAUCCUGUGUGCAGAAUGACAAGCUACGUGCAAAAGACAACUAUGUCUCCCCCUCUCCCCCGCAUGAUUUUUUUGUGUGUGAAGAAAAACGUCCAUCAUUUACAGUUUCUGUCGUGUGCACUUUAUCUGCUCAUUAUAAAUAAGCUUGUGGUUCGUUCGGUUCUUUGCUUUACUACGAAGUGUUCUUUUAGGAUGUUAUUAUGUUGUUAGAUUGGAUUCAGGAAAAUCAAAUCUUCUGAUUUUGAUCUUUCUUCAAAGUCUUUUCCUGGAAAAAGUUGAGCACAUACUCUAAUCAAAGAAAAAGGAAACUCAAGCUACGUGUUUCUUUGGUGUCGCUAAAGUGAAUGUAAAUUAGUGUUACUUUGACUUUAUUUUGGUUUUCUAGUGGUUCUGUUGUAUUGAAUUCCUUAUGUUUGAAAAGGCCAUUAUUUAACUCAUGUUUUGAAGUUUACAGUUAUUGAGAACAUUUAUUUGAUAAGGCUGUACUACCCUGGUAAUAGGUAUGUUUAUUUAGAUCUCAGAAACUAAUAAACUUUUAUAAUAAA